Molecule: messenger RNA, 626 nt
Organism: Paramecium octaurelia
Lineage: Eukaryota; Ciliophora; Oligohymenophorea; Peniculida; Parameciidae
Source: the annotation of a GenBank genome assembly
AUGCAGAAAUUAAAAGAAUAAUGUUAAGAAGCAUUAUAAUUCUCUUCAGAUUGUAAAUUAUGUAUGUUAUCAUUUUAGUGUAAUAACAACUCAUCCAAAUGAAAAAGGAUCUGCUUGAGAAGACAUAAUAAAUUGUCAAAUUGUAAACUUCAAUUUCGAUGAUUGAUUGCGAUGCUUCAGAUAUACAAGACCUAUUUUGGAAUGUUCAAAAAUAAACAUUGCUUAUAAAGUAAACAGUUAGAGAAGCAGAAAAAAAUCCAGACAACUAAUAAAUUAUUCAAAAGCAAUUUGAAGAGCUUCAAGAGAAAAUUAUAAAUCUUGAAGAGCUAGUCUUCAAUUACCUUUUCAAUAAUAAAAUGAAUCUGAAGAAGAACAACAAAAAAAAAAGUGAUUAGAAUAAAGAAAACAACGAAGAUAACGUCAAUCAAAAAGAAGUUCAAAAUAAGAAGAAGUAAUAUGUCAGUACUAUAAAAAAAACUUAAAAUCCCUUUAAUAGUAAUUUCAUCAAUGAGGAAUCAGAUGAAGAUGAUAAACAGCAAUUAAAGAAACGUAGGAAAAGAUUAAGAAGCAAUAUUGCCAUAGACCAAUCGAAUAACCUCAUUAAUGAUAUGUUUAAUUUUAAUUGA